AUGACAAAGACAAUAGGAAACCGAGACUGGCGAUGGCGAGCUCUUUUGUGGCAUUUUCUCAUGUGGACUACAGUGGAUGCGCAGACUCGUUACAGCAUCCCAGAGGAGCUCAAGCAAGGUUCCGUGGUGGGGAAUCUGGCCAAAGAUCUGUCUUUGGGGCUGUCUGAGAUAUUUGAGCGCAAGCUGCGUGUCGCCUCCGAGGCUGGUAAGCAGUAUUUCAGCGUGGAUGCAGGGAAGGGCGAGCUGCUGGUCAGCGACAGAAUAGACAGAGAGGCUUUGUGUGGACAAAGCGCCAACUGUGUGCUCCCUCUGCAGGUUGUGGUGGAAAAUCCCCUGCAAUUGCAUCGAAUUGAAGUAGAAAUCAGAGACAUUAACGACAAUGUUCCUCGUUUCCAAACGCAGGAAAUUAAAAUUAAAAUACCAGAAUCCGUUGCAGUGGGUACCCGUUUUCCAUUGGAGAGUGCCGAGGACCCCGAUGUUGGAAGCAAUUCUCUUAAAACAUACACUUUAAUGAAAAACGAAUAUUUUUCUUUGAAAUUCAAGGAGGCAAAAAAUGGUAAAACGGUUCCUGAGCUGAUGUUAGAGAAAUCUUUGGACAGAGAAAAAAUGUCCACUCAUCAAUUGCUUUUAACGGGAUUAGAUGGGGGGAACCCUAUUAAAUCUGGUACAUGUAAAAUUCUAAUUAAUGUGCUUGAUAAUAACGACAAUGUUCCAAUAUUUAAUGAAAAAGAGUAUGUUGUCUCUUUAAAGGAAAACAGCACCAAAGGAACGUUUGUAGUGAGAGUAAAAGCUGCAGAUGCAGAUGAAGGUGUGAACAGUGAAAUUAAAUAUUCCUUUGGUUCUCGUACUCCAGAAACUGUUUUAUCAACGUUUGAAAUUAAUGAACAAACUGGACAAAUUGUUUUAAAAGGAGCAUUAGAUUAUGAGGCAUUCACAUCUUAUCUGAUUGAUAUAACUGCGAAAGACAAAGGUGUACCUGAAAUGGAAGGUCACUGUCAGUUACAAUUAGAUAUAGAAGACGUAAAUGAUAAUGCUCCUGAAAUAGUUCUCACUUCAAAACCCAGUCCUGUACGAGAAGAUGCGUCACACGGCACAGUGGUGGCUUUGAUUAAGGUCAAAGACAUAGACUCGGGUAACAACAGCAAAAUUACACUGCAGCUACCUAAUGGCUUGCCUUUUUCACUUAAACCGUCUUUUUCAAAUAAUUACGCUCUGGUCACCAGUGGUGCUUUAGAUCGAGAGAAUACGUCUGAGUACAAUAUUGAGAUUACAGCCACUGAUGCAGGCUUUCCUCCUCUCUCUAGUAAGAAAAUGAUCUCUGUCAGCAUCACUGACGUGAAUGACAACCCUCCUGUCUUCUCUCAGAGCGCUUAUAAUGUUUAUUUAAAAGAGAACGGGGUCGCGGGCUCGAUACUGUACUCCGUGUCAGCAAGUGACCUGGAUACUGGUGAAAAUGCCAAAGUCUCUUACUCCAUUGUGGACUCGAAAGUGCACGACGUGUCCGUGUCGUCUUACGUUUACGUGAACUCGGAGAACGGCAGCAUCUUCAGCAUGCACUCGUUUGACUACGAGAAAGUCAAAGUGUUUCGGGUUCAGGUUGAGGCGAAGGACCAGGGCUCCCCGUCUCUCAGCAGCAACGCCACCGUCCACGUUUUCAUCCUGGACCAGAACGACAACGCCCCCGCUGUCAUAUACCCCUCCCCCCACGCCGCCUCCCACCUGAGGGUGCCCCGCUCGGCCAAGGCGGGCCACCUGCUCACCAAGGUGACGGCCGUGGACGCCGACUCGGGCCACAACGCCUGGAUCUCGUACAAAGUGGCGGAGGCCACGGACGCCUCUCUGUUCACGAUCAAUUUGUACACGGGGGAGGUGAGGACCAAACGCGCCGUGUACGAGCACGACGACUCCUCUCAGAAGCUGAUCGUUGAAGUCAAAGACGACGGGGAGCCGGUCCAGUCGGCCACCGUCACGCUGUCCAUCCUGCUGGAGGACGGCGUGAGCGAGCCCGUGUUGGAGCUGAGACACAAGGCGUCCGAGCCCGGCAAGAAAGGCGGCAGGAUCACGCUUUAUUUGAUCGUGGCUCUGGCCUCGGUGUCCGUGCUGUCUCUGCUCACUUUGCUCGUCUUGGGCGUCAAAUGCAUGAAGAGCAGCACGAGCGGCGCCACUUGCUGCGUGCGGCGGACGCUAUCGGAUGACGACAAGAAGCCCAACAGAAAUUUGCACAUUCAGCUCAACACCGAUGGACCCAUCAAGUACGUGGAGGUUCUGGGAGGAGACGUCAUGUCUCAGAGUCACUCCUUCCGGUCGUGCAUGUCUCCCAUGUCGGAGUACAGUGAUUUCACGUUGGUCAAGCCCAGUAGCACCACUGACUUUAAGGAGGUCAUCAGCGUCCUGGAUGCUUCUUUGCCUGACAGCACCUGGACCUUUGAGAGCCAGCAGGUGAGUGCUACUUUAGUUUGCACUCAAGGGGAACUCAGAGCAUUCCACCUCAUUGCCAUUUCAACGUUUCCCUUAUUUUUGUUCAACUAGUAGUGAUCCAUUCUCAGCGAUACGAGACUGACCGUAUUUACAAUUUGUGUUCACUUAUUGCUGCUGUCACUUGUCAUAGCUUGAGUGAAGUAAGUUUACAGUUGCAUUUAGUAACAAUUCAGCAGUAUUUGAAUGCAAAACAAUCUUCAAAGUUUCCCACAGUUGUAUUUUUUUUUCAUUUAUUCUUUUUUAACUCGAUUAUUACUGCACACAGUUUUGCCAACUGCCUCAUAUUGUUGUGAUCUUACCUUCUUGCCUCUCAGUUUUGUGCAUGAGCAAUAAUUGUUACCCAAACGGCGGUUUAAAUUAAUUUGGUGAAUGAAGGUUGAAAAU
This is a messenger RNA of Hippocampus comes (tiger tail seahorse), 2862 nucleotides long. Its product is annotated as protocadherin gamma-C5-like. Gene Ontology annotation, molecular function: calcium ion binding. Gene Ontology annotation, cellular component: plasma membrane. The transcript has a single exon. Bases 1 to 2529 code for a protein of 842 amino acids. The record is from RefSeq and is a predicted model, not a curated record. Lineage: Eukaryota; Metazoa; Chordata; Actinopteri; Syngnathiformes; Syngnathidae. Gene Ontology annotation, biological process: homophilic cell-cell adhesion.